AUGCGGCUACAGGCGGCGCUCCUUUUGCUCGCCUCGUGCGUUCCGUCGGCACUGGGCAUCUUCGUCGACGAAGUCAACCAUAUCGACUUCCACCAUGCGCUACUAGGCGUCCCCUCGUCCCAAUCGACCUUCUUUCUCCAACCUUCCACUUCUUCCCAAGCUUCCUUGCUGUACACCCUUUCCGAGAAGUCCGUGCUUGGUGCUGUCAAUCCCAGAGAUGGCGCUUUGGUCUGGAGACAGAAUCUCUCGCGUUCCUCGCUGCCGGGCGAUGAUGAGGCCCGCGGCCUCCUUCGUGGCUCCGACGGUACCAAUGCCAUGGUCGGCGCGGUCGGCGACUACAUUUCUUCGUGGACUGCUCAAGAUGGAAAAUUGAUCUGGGAGAACUGGUUUGAGGAUGGAUCCGUGGCGGAUCUCGAGCUUUUGGAGCUGGAGGAUGCCACUGCGACUCCGUCUUCCAGAGAUACGAUUGCGCUUUUCGGGGGCAAAGCGGGGAUUGUCAGGAGAUUAGAUGGCGAGUCUGGUGAUGUCAAGUGGGAACACAAGGAUGGAAGUGGUGAUGUUCCCUUCCAAGUGUCCGCCUCUUCCACCGAAAUCUUCUACGUUUCUCUGCAACCCGCUUUGUUGAAGGGCUACAAAAUCAAGGUUACGUCGUUGGAUUCUGUUACGGGUCGGCAGACUCAGCAACAAACCCUGAACUCGGAGGGUGAUGUGUCUGGCCCAGACUCGGUCUUGUUCGUGGGCUCAAACACUGCUGUUCCUCUGAUCGUCUGGGCCGACAAGUCCAUGAAGACACUGAAGGUCAAUGUCAUUGGUUUGAAGCAAGUGAGCACCCUGAACAUCGACAAUGGAAGUGGUGAAGAAAUCCGAUCAAUCACCGUGCAUGCUCCUAAGAAGCUCAACUCGCUCCCUCAUUUCCUGGUUCACUACGAGACAGACUCUAGCUCCUGGGCUGAGGUUUAUCACGUGGAUCUGAAGUCUGCAGCCGUUUCUAAGGCUUAUGAUUUACCUCGUUUGCAGGAACACUCUGUCUUUGCAACGAGCAACAAAGACGCUAAUGUGUAUUUCACUCGCAUCACCGAGUCGGAGACCACCGUUGUCUCCUCAGCUUCUCACGGGAUCUUGGGCAGAUGGACUCUCAAUGCGCCCUCGAAAGAGCGUCUCCUGCACGCCGUAUCUGAGGUUGUUCCUAAGGGCGAUAGCAUCGCUGUUCGAUCCGCUGCUGCUUCGGCUUCUGGCGACUGGCAGCUUAUUCGAAACGGCGAGUCCGACUGGACCAGACCUGAAGCUUUGUCUGGUGCAAUUGCUGCUAGCUGGGCCGAGGUUGAUUACCAGGAGGAGUUGGUCCAUCAACUUGAAGUUGAAGGCCACGAGAGUAUUCUUGCAGCAUAUGUCCACCGUGUCAAGCGCCACGUGAGGGAUCUUGAACAUCUUCCGGACUGGUUGAGAGAAUUGCCUAAGCGCAUCUUUACUAGUUUCCUGACCGACCAAGUGACCAACCUUGACAGCUUUGAAAUUAUCAAGCAAGUCAUCGUUGCAACUGAAAAUGGUCGGGUCUUUGCCCUUGAUAGCGGAAACCACGGCUCUGUUUCAUGGAGCGUGAAAGCCGCAGAGGCGGAGACAUGGAAUGUCAAGGCCAUUGUAACCAAGCCAGGUUCUGCUACUGUGUACACCGACGACGAGGGCUCUGUCACUCUGAACGUUACUUCGGGAGACAUUAUUAAGCGCACCCCGCCUACUGACACCAAGAUCCGUUCUGUUGCUGUUAUCGAUGAUGAAGUCACUGUUGGAAUCAAGGAAGAUGGUACCCCGGCCAAGCCUCUGGAUGGCCCAGGGUUCCUUGUCACCACUAGCGCUGAUGGACGUGUUCUUGGAUGGAGCGGAGCAAACAACAAGGCCCCCGUCUGGGAGUUCCUGCCUCCAAAGGGCCAGAAGGUCAUCCGCGCCACUGCGCGCCCCUCUCACGACCCUGUCGCUUCGAUUGGCAAGGUUCUGGGUGAUCGAUCGGUGUUGUACAAAUACCUCAGCCCUAACCUCGCCCUUGUGACUGCUGUGGGUGAUAAAUCCGCUAGCUUCUACUUGCUGGAUGCCAUUUCCGGCCAGAUCCUCCAUUCAAGCACCCAAAAAGGCGUCGACACCAGUCAGCCAAUCGCUUCCGCCAUUUCCGAGAACUGGUUCGCAUAUUCUUUCUGGGGCGAGAGCGAGGCAAAGGGCUACCAGCUUGUGAUCUCUGAACUCUACGAGUCGCCCAUCGCCAACGACCGUGGUCCUCUUGGCUCUGCAACCAACUACUCCAGCAUCCAUGGCACUGAAAUCCUGCCUAGACCGCAUGUGAUUUCCCAGGCGUUCGUCAUCCCCGAACCAAUCUCCCACAUGUCCGUCACCCAGACUCGCCAGGGUAUCACUACUAGACAGCUCAUCUGCACUCUUCCCGCCUCGAACGCAAUUAUCGGAAUCCCCCGGCCAGUUCUGGACCCCCGUCGCCCUGUCGGCCGUGACCCCACCUCCACGGAAGCCGAGGAGGGCUUGUUCAAGUACAGCCCAGUCCUCGAUUUCGACGGAAGAUGGUACCUGACACAUGGCCGGAGCGUGGCUGGUAUCAAGAAUGUUCUCUCCAGCCCAACCCUGCUGGAGAGUACAAGUCUGAUCUUUGCUUACGGUGGAGAUAUCUACGCCACACGAGUUACGCCUAGCCAGGCAUUCGAUGUUCUGGGCAAGGGAUUCUCCAAGCUGCAGCUGCUUAUGACAAUUGUGGCUCUGGGAGUCGGUGUGACGAUCUUGGCACCAAUGGUGCGGAGAAAACAGGUCAACGCACUAUGGAAGGCAUAG
Molecule: messenger RNA, 2826 nt
Organism: Aspergillus wentii DTO 134E9
Lineage: Eukaryota; Fungi; Ascomycota; Eurotiomycetes; Eurotiales; Aspergillaceae
Exons: 3
Coding region: 1-2826 (941 amino acids)
Biological process (GO): protein folding in endoplasmic reticulum
Cellular component (GO): EMC complex
Molecular function (GO): protein binding
Source: RefSeq, a predicted model, not a curated record